Python bivittatus (Burmese python) is the source of this 4370-nucleotide messenger RNA. It is a transcript of the gene CSPP1, whose product is annotated as centrosome and spindle pole associated protein 1. Lineage: Eukaryota; Metazoa; Chordata; Lepidosauria; Squamata; Pythonidae. Gene Ontology annotation, biological process: positive regulation of cytokinesis. The record is from RefSeq and is a predicted model, not a curated record. Gene Ontology annotation, cellular component: microtubule; spindle pole; centrosome.
CUUAAAGUCCACACGUCUUAAAGUUGCUGAAUUCGAGAAACGCUGAUCUAGGAGAUCCCUGUUCUCUGGUGAUAGCCUUUCCCCACUGUAUUUAGAUACCGGACUGGCUGAUGACGGCAUAGCGGCGAAGAAAGAACACACGCGGAACGGACUUUGAAAGUUUACGUCACAUACGUCAUCGAAAAGCUGCGGCAAAUGUGAUUUGGUACUAUCUUCAGUUAGCUUGUCAUUUCCAGAACUAAAAAUGAUGGCUGAGAACCUAGAAAAGUUCCUUGAAGACCACAAAGCCAGAUUGUUACAGGAUAAAGCAAAACUGGAAAAUGAUCCCCCUUACAUGGAAAUGCAGAACAAGAGUACAGAGAAAUUUUCAGAGGCUAGUGAAUUAUUAAUCUCCAUGGCUAAAGAAAACAUCCCACCAAACAGUCAACAUAUUGCUUUGCAUGACUAUGGCUUAAGCUUGCCUCUUGGGGAAGAAUAUGAACAUAAAAAACACAAACUAAAGGAGGAACUUCGGCAGGAUUACAGGCGAUAUCUUUCACAGGGUAUGUCAGAGGCAAAAAAGAAGAAAAGAUACUUAACAUCAGGUGAAGUUGACCCAUAUACUCAGGGACUUUCUCUUCCUAUUUGUGACAGAAGGUCCGCUAAGGACAGGUUAAGACUUGAAAGAAACAAGGAAUACAAUCAGUAUCUCAGGGAAAAGGAAGAAUGGAAUGAAAGGUUAAGAAGAGUAGGGAAGAAACAAACAGAGCAUGACACAGAUAUACAUAAGCAAAAUUUUGCUGUUAGCAGAGUCCAAUCAGAAUUAUAUGCUCCAAAUGCGUCUUCUCAAAAAGAUGAAGAAUCCUGCAAGAAAGAUGCUUAUACAUCUACAGAUACCUAUCAAGGAUUAUCAAAUAUAAAAUUAUUGCUAGACCAACAACAUAAACCAGAUACUGAAACUGGAUUUGGGAACUCAUUACUGAAUAAAACACUUGAUGAAAAAUUGAACAUUUCCAGUCGAAAGCAAGGAAAGCUGGAUAGCAAACCUGAAAACUGUUCCCAAAGGCAUCACAAGUGUGAGGAUCAUGAUCCUGAAAUAAAUGAUGAAAUGGAUCCCAGGUUUCGAUAUGAAAGCGAUUAUGACAAAAAACCAUUGCGGGUCUUUCAUGCCCAAAGAAGUCAAGGAAAUUCUCCUAUUGAGCAAGUACAGACUGCUGUUGAUAGAGUUCCAUAUGCCACAGGACUCAUACUUGGAGGUCAAGACAGAGAGCUUAUUCAGAGAAGAAAAGAACAAUAUAGGCAGGAAUUAAUGGAGCAAAUGGCUGAGCAGCAAAGAAAUAAGAGACGUGAAAAGGAGCUUGACCUCCCUGUUGCUGCAUCGGGAGUUGUAGAUCCUGAGAAAAAGCCCAACAGACUAAAAGAGUUGGGAUUAAAGCCACAAAUACCUGAGGAGAAAAUACCACCUGAAAGACCAAGACCAGCUUUCCAUACUCCCACUCCUGGAAUUACUUCCAUAUCUGCACCUCCUGUGUCACCAGUGAAUGAAGAUUACCAUAGAGGCUUGUCCAGUGCACUUGGAGAAAUGUUGGCUCCCAGAAUUGCACCCCUUCCACCACCACUUCCUCCACCAAUUUUGACUGAUAGCUAUAGAACUCCAUAUGAUGAUGCUUACUACUUCUAUGGCACCAGAAAUCCUUUGGAUCCCAGCCUUGCAUAUUAUGGUGCAGGUGCAAUGGGGGUACAGCCUUCAUCUGCACCACCACCUCUUGAUACUACUCAAAAACCUCCUGCUGUGCCUAUCAGUAAAAUUGAAGCAAGCAUUGCAAGUAUUAGACCAAAAGGUUUGGGAAUAUUUCCUGAAGAAAAACCAAAACCCACAAGAGAGGCUACCUUAGCUUAUCAGCAAGAAUUACAACAGCAGAUAAGGGAAAGAGAAGAACGUCGUAGGCAAGAAAAGGAAGAAAAAGAACGCUAUGAAGCCAAAUUAGAAGCUGAAAUGAAAAAUUACAACCCUUGGGGAAAAGGAGGUGGCGGGGCUCCUCUCAGAGAUAAAAAAGGAAAUCUCAUAACGGACUUGAAUAUGAUGCACAAGCAAAAUGAAGAUGCGUAUCAUAAUCCAGAGGCACGAGCAUAUGAAGAUAAAAGAGCUAUAGUAUCUGUUGACCUAAGUUUGGCCUCACCAAGACUUGAGAAUACAGAUGAAUCUACAAAUAAAAUAGCAGGCUUUACAUAUACACAAACUUCCCCAUUCGCUCGUGGUAAUGUUUUUGGAGAACCCCCAAGUCCAGAACAGCUUAGGAGACAAGAAUCAUAUAAGAACUUCCUUCGUUUUCAAAUGGAGGAGAAAAGAAAAAGAGAAGAAGAAGAACGUGAAAAACGAAGGCUUGAAGAAGAAAGGGAAGAAAGAAGGUUAGCUGAGCAGAGGGCUAGAAUACAGAGAGAAUAUGAAGAGGAACUGGAAAAGAGGAGAAAGAAAGAAGAAGAGCAAAGGUUAAAAAAUGAAGAAUUAUACAGAUUAGCUGAAGAAAGAAGAAAAGAAGCUGAAAAGACAAAGAUAGAGGAAGAAGAAAAGGAUAAACAGAAUAUUGAAACUGAAAAACAUUUGAUUGAAGAGAAGAUUUCUAGAUACCCUUCUCCUCUUAUACCAACUCUUCAGAAUAAAGCAUUAGUAAAAGAAGAAAGGUCACUUCUGACGGAGAGCCGUUUGUCUUAUUAUACACAUGAUGUCCCCAGAGUUCAGUCUCCUCCAGUACCAGCUAGAAGAAACCAAUUACGCGCAUAUGAAGAAAGAAAGAAUGUGAUAAAUGAGCUUUCAGAGAUGCGAAAGCAGCUCCGCAGUGAAGAGCGGCGACUACAGGAGCAGUUGUUAAAAGUGCACAGUGAUGAUGAUGAAAUGCCAGUGAAAGGGAGAAAAGAUAAACAGAAUCUGGAUGUAUUUGAAAUGGCUAGACUUCGCAUGCAAGCUCCAGUAAGGCGGCCAUCUUCAAAGGAUAUUGCUGAUCCUAUUAAUCUACAAAAUAUCCGUGAAUUUAAUGAACUUAAAUACAAAGAUUCAGAAACACGAUUAGAAACAAGACAUAUGUAUCCUGAUCCUCCCACCAAUAAUGAUACUCUGGACAUUCAACAGCUAGCAUUGCUAAGAGAGCAAAAAAAGAAACUUAAAAAAUUGAGAAACGCAGAAGGAUCCCUAGAUUUUGAUGAUCCUGUAUCUAGCACUAGACCAAGAAACAAGGGAUUGGUUAGAGAUGAAGACUCAGAUGGAUUUAUGAAAACCUCACUCUUGGAAUCUGAGAGUGCUUUUAUUGAUACAGAUGGUGAAACCUACCCAAUUUUAGAAGAGCAUAACUUCAAUAUGAAUAUAUCUCCUUCACCGCCUGUGUCUGCAAGGGAAAGGAGGAGAGAAAAGAAGAAGGAUGAUGCUUCCCAUAGGGUGACUCCACCACCACAGUUUGACAACAGCUCUCUGCACUCGAACUCUAGUCUCAAUAUAGAUCAAUUAAAAGCCAGAAAUGAAGAAAGGCUGCAAAAAUUAAAUGAACUACAUAAGAAGGCCAUUCAUAUAGCUGAUGACAUUUCACUGGGGAAUGGUGUUGACAUCUUGAAGGAAUUACCUCCUAAACAUGGCAGAAGAUCCAGUUCGGUUGACUCUGUGGCAACUGAGCCGUGGCUUAGACCUGGGACAUCAGAAACCCUUAAAAGAUUCAUGGCUGAGCAGUCAAGUCAAGCUAAACCGACUUCUGAGAAGAGCAUAACAUUCAAUUGGCAGGGGCUGUCAACUGCCCAUGGUUAAAUAAACCUGUGUUAAAGCCGUUUGUGCCUUUCAAGAGUUUCUCUACUGCUGCACUUUUAUAUUCAUAGGUGAUUAUGAAAACAGUUCCUAUCUUUGUUCAAUUGUCAAUACAUUACUGAUGGGAUCUGAAUUUGGAAAUAUACUCCUAUAGUAAAUUUCCAUGACAGCUUCAGAAUAUAGCUAAAUGUACAAUUUAAUGUACAUUUAAUGGUACUGGGGCAACAUUUUCAAGUUUAUUUCUGGAUUAUUUUUUUUCUUUGAAAAAUUACCUCAGACUGCUGCAAGAUUGAGAAAUAUGACCUGAAUGUAAUCAAAUAAAAUACUGUGGCUUAGAGUUCUUAGACAUGUAAUAGAUAUUUAGGGACUACCCAAGAUUUAAAUUUAUUGCUGCUUUACUUCUAACCCACAAGUCUUAUCCAAUCAUUUGUUCUAAAUUGCUAAAGUGCUGUUUUAUAUUUAUAUGUAUAUGUGUGUGUUCAAAUGCCAAUAGUGAAUUCUAUAAAUGUAUUUAUGGUCAUGACUUAAAAUGACAAAAUAAAUUAUAUUUUUAUCAGGAUUCUAAUGAAGUAUUUGUGAAGAUGGGUAUUUUGUGAAAUGAAUA